This is a messenger RNA of Ilex paraguariensis (yerba mate), 1304 nucleotides long. Lineage: Eukaryota; Viridiplantae; Streptophyta; Magnoliopsida; Aquifoliales; Aquifoliaceae. The record is from the annotation of a GenBank genome assembly.
CAGUGGAAGAUGCCAAACUCUCAUCUCAUCUGAUCUCUCAUCAAACUAUGUUCUUCUUCCCCCCCUCUCUCUCUCUACACUACUUCACCUCACUUUCUCUGUCUAAAAUUCCCUAAUUCUCUCUCUCUCUCUCCCUCUCUCCCAAUAGACCCAACAAUGGAAAACUCACUAAAAUUCCAAGAAAACCGAAACCCAUCUCUCUUACCCACCCCAAAUAGCCAUGGUACACCCAGUUCAAGCAGUAGCACCAGCAGCGAUGGACUCCAUCAUCAACCAUUACCACCACUACAAGCACCCACCACAGCCCUACCCAUCACCAGAUCCGAACCCAACAACCCGUACCCAACAACCUUCGUCCAAGCAGACACCACCUCCUUCAAGCAAGUUGUUCAGAUGCUCACCGGAUCCUCAGAAACCGCCAAGGUCGCCGCUGCCGCCACCGCUGUGUCCAGAACCGACCCACCAAGAAACCACCCUAUUCCACCCAUCAAAACCGGACCCAGGAAAGAUAAAGCUUCAAAACUCUACGAGAGAAGAAACAGUCUCAAGAACUUCAAGAUUAGCCCUUUAAUCCCCGGAGUCCUGAACAAUUCCGGGUUUUCAGGGGGGUAUUCGAAUUCCCCUCGAAAACCCGGAACGCCUGAGAUUUUGUCACCGAGUAUUCUUGAUUUUCCAUCUCUGGUUCUCAGCCCGGUUACUCCUCUGAUACCCGACCCGUUUAACAGGUCUCCACACACUGGUGUUAUUGGAAAUAAUUUGGAUUUGGAAGCUGAGGACAAAGCGAUUGCCAAAAAGGGUUUUUUCUUCCAUCCAUCUCCAGCGAAUACUCCGAGGGAUUCGGAGCCCCGACUCUUGCCCUUGUUCCCAGUUUCAUCUCCUAGAGUUUCAGGUUCUUCUAAUUCAUUUUCUUGAAUUAGGGUUUUAUUUAUUUUUUUUGCCUGUAUGAUUAUAUAACUAAGUUUAUAUGUAAUAUGGAAUCAAUGAGGCUGUUACGAUCAUAUAGUUCCGAGCUUUAAUCCCUCACAAGUCCUGAACUUUUUGGAUUAAUGAUGCAGUUCGUAACAAUUGAUAUCAGAGCAAACACCAUGUUAUGAGUUCGGUUCGGGACGGCCUAUAGAUUAGAUUAAAAUGUUUAGUAUUCUAUAUGAAUAUACUGCGUUCACGGUGAAUACUGGUAGGUGAGCGAAGCCGCACUAUAGUUAUAAAAUCUAAUCCUACAAGUUUUGAAGCUUUUGAAUUAACGGUUGGGUUGAUAACAUUGGCAAAUGUAAUGUUACAUGUCAUAAUGGGCUGUUUGGGAUGAG